Messenger RNA from Rosa chinensis, 3199 nucleotides. RefSeq lists its product as uncharacterized. The record is from RefSeq and is a predicted model, not a curated record. Lineage: Eukaryota; Viridiplantae; Streptophyta; Magnoliopsida; Rosales; Rosaceae. The transcript is spliced from 12 exons. Gene Ontology annotation, biological process: regulation of DNA-templated transcription. Bases 447 to 1913 code for a protein of 488 amino acids. Gene Ontology annotation, molecular function: DNA binding; DNA-binding transcription factor activity.
CCCUUUGAAAUUCAGACCUCCAAAUUCUCUCCCUCAAACCUUCAGUCCACCGCUCUCACAAAAUUUCAUAUUUCCGAAGAAUCUCUCUUUCAGCGUCGAAAUUACCAAAAAGCCCUCCCACCUUCCUCAAGCUCUAUGGCUCAGAACAAUUCUGCCUAACCGAUCAUCUUCCCCGCUCUCAGCUCAGCUCAACUCCGCUUCUCUCUGUUGUCUCGCUGCCUUUCUCCGACUGAAUUGCCAUCUCUCUCUCUCUCUCUGCUGAAAACCUCAACUGAAUUUCCAGAAUUUUUCAGGCGAGGUAGUAAAGGCGGUACCGGUGAAGCGCUAGGGUUAGGGUUUCGUUUCUGCUGCUUUCGGAAGGUUUCGCUUCAGUUGCGAAGAGUAAUUGAAGAUUAACUUGACUUCGAGCACAGUUCGUGACGGUUUAUUCCAGCACAUUGGAGAAUAUGGGCCAAGAUAUAAUCAAGCAGUUAAAGGGAAUGAAUGGGCAGGCAGUACCAGUUGGAUAUGGGAGUCCUAACAGUGAUGCUGGGCACGUAGUCCUUGGAUCAUCAAAAAGGUGCAGUUUUCAAGCACAGGAAAAGCUAUCCAGACCAUUUGUCAGUUUGGGCCAAGAUGUAACAAAUAGGUUAAAGUUCAAGUUAAAGCGAAUGGAAAUGCGAUCACUGGGAUAUGAGAGUCCCAAGGAUGAUGCUAGACAGGUAGUUCUUGAAGCAUCAAGGAGGGGCAGUUUUCUUCAAGCACCGGAAAAGCAUGCUAAAACAUUGGACGGUACGGGCCAAGAUGGACGUGCAGUACCAGUUGGAUUGGACAGUCCCAAGGGUGAUGCUACACACCCAGUCCUUGAAGCAUCGAAGAGUUGCAGUUUUCUCCAAGCUCCGGAAAAGCAUGCCGAAAUGUUUGAUAAUACGGGCCACAAUGGGUCUCCAGUACCAGUUGGAUUGGAUAGUCGCAAGGGUGAUGCUAGGCACCUAGUCCUUGAACUUCCAAAGAGUUUUCGUCAAGCACAGAAAAAGCGAUCUAAAACAUUGGCCAAUAGGGGCCAAGAUGUAACUAACAAAUCAAAAGCUUUGGAUUGGAAUGCAGUAUCAUUUGGAUGUGACAGUCCCAAGGAUGAUGCUAGGCACGUAGUCCUUGAGGCAUCAAAGAGCUUUCUUCAAGCACAUGAAAAGCAUUCUAAAAAAUUGGACAAUAUGGGCCAAGAUCUAACAGAGAAGUUAAAGGUCAAGUUAAAGUUAAAAAAGGGAUUGCAUGGGCGUCCAGUACCAGUUAGAGAUGAUGGUCUCAAGGGUGAUGCUGGGAAUCUAGUCCUAGAGGCAUCAAAGAGUUUGGAACAAAGUAUUGGUGGUUUGAUUGAUGGAGGUGGAAAUACUGAAGUAGACCAGCACACUCAGAUGGAGACUAAGUCGAUCAAGCCAAGACUUGUACGGAUAUCUGUCACGGAUGGUGAUGCAACAGAGUCCUCCAGCGAUGAAGAGGCUGAGCCCUUGGCCACUAGUCACCGAGUCAAGAAGUUCAUCAAUGAGAUUAUGAUCGAGUCCUCCUCCACAAAAACUGAUAGUGGUGUUUGGAGGAGCAGGACAACAAGGAUGUGGCGGAAGAAGACAGGUGGAAAAUCUGGACUUCCAGCUACUUGCCGAACGUUGAAGGCACAGACAACCUGGAAGAAGUUCCGCGGUGUGAAGGCACAGGCAACCAAGAACAAGUUCCUAGGAGUGAGGCAGAGACCAUGGGGAAAAUGGGCAGCAGAGAUUAGAGAGCCUCAUAGUGGUAGACGGCUCUGGUUGGGUACAUUUGAUACGGCUGAGGAUGCAGCUAUGGUGUACGACAAAGCAGCCGUUCUGCUGCGUGGACCUGACACUUUCACCAACUUCAGUACACCUCAGGUGGCAAAUGAAGAUGGCAAUUUGUAAUUGGAGGAGUUCUGUCAAGAUGAUUCAGAAUUAUGACAACGAUUUCUCUACGGUUAAGUAUAUACCAUGCAGCCAAAACCAUGGACACAGUUGGGAGUUUGGGACUGGAAAAUCAACGGUGAAAGUAGGCAGACCAAAGACUGCAUUGCACUUGUAUGUUCAACCAUUUGAUGAAUCCUUUUUAGCAAUUUUAGAUUUUAGAGUAGUGAUGUCAGAUUGUCGAGAUCUGAAACUUUUAUUGAACAGUACAUAAAUGAAUAUACUCUGAAAAAUACCAGAUUCUGUUUUAGCAAUAGUAGAGACUAAUGAGCCUAAUCUACCUUAUAUUGGCAUCCUAAUUAAUAGUUGGCUUCAUAUUUAUAUAUUUACACACACACACACACACACAGAUACAAGGAGAUAUUAUUUGCAGCCAAAUAAGUCAAUCUACCUCCAUAUUUAAUACUUCAACUUCUAAAUUUGUCAUCAAUGAUAAGGAGAAGCUCUUCUCAUGUGUGCUAUUAGUCAAUAUGCUUAAAGUAUUGCCAGACAUUGAAGGAGCAGACAAUGUUGGAUCACGCUGUGCUUCUUUCUUUUUCCUUUUUUAUUUUUAUUUUUUCACAGGAUGGUCAAGUGGAGUCUUCCAUAAUGAUGAAAUCAUUCUUUAUAUGUGCUGUCGACUACCAGGGUGCUGAGUUUGAUGUCACGAAUUCAUGAUCAAGUCGAUAUUGAUGCCUUAGACAUGCUUCUGGUGAAAUGUAUACCAUUCCUAGCUCAGUUGAUAACCCCAUGGUGGGAUUCAGUUGACAGCCUUCUGUUGGUCUGCAGGUCUCUUAAUUCUUCAUACGUUUGCUCUCAAUGAUGUUACUGCCAGAUCCAUGGUCUAUUGGACUUGACAUAAAGCACACUGAUGAAUGGAAGUUUCUGUUUCUCCUCAAUUCAGGAGCAAUAUUAUGUGCAAUUGUCUGAUCUAACUUGCCUCAGAAGUAGCGCAACAGAUACAGAGGGAAGGCCAAUUAUUUACAAAUUGCCUUCAAUGUCUUUCCUUUCCACAGGAUGAUCGAAGCAGUACUUAAGGGUUUUGGACUUUUGGUUUUCUGCUGAAAACUGUAUUGAAGAGUGGAUGUUGAAUUGAUAGGUUAUCUCAGAAGCUUUACCCUCAAGGAUGCUGAAAGUCAGGACUCAUGUCUUAUGUAUUAUUGAGUAUAUGUAUAUAUAUUGAUUAUGAAUUCCUUUAUAUAUAUUACAUGCACAUGUCAGAGUACAUCAAUUAGUAAAUUCCACUAGAGACUAUGGAAUGACUGAAA